This is a messenger RNA of Scylla paramamosain (green mud crab), 3038 nucleotides long. RefSeq names its product oxysterol-binding protein-related protein 11-like. The transcript is spliced from 14 exons. The record is from RefSeq and is a predicted model, not a curated record. NCBI's taxonomy places the organism in Eukaryota, Metazoa, Arthropoda, Malacostraca, Decapoda, Portunidae. Bases 611 to 2956 code for a protein of 781 amino acids. Gene Ontology annotation, molecular function: sterol binding. Gene Ontology annotation, cellular component: intracellular membrane-bounded organelle; cytosol; membrane.
GCCGCCGCUGCCCAAGGGAACAUUUCACGCUCUUAUUACCCUGUCUAAGCUAUGAAACUGAAGGUUGGCUAUUGAACUGGAGCUUAGUGUGUUCUGUGAAUGGAGAGUGCGUGACAUAUCUGCCUCUGUACCUUCCUUCCGGGGCAAAAGAAAGGGUUAUUUAUUGAAGGGUGACUUGUGUUGUUGCAAAACCCUGCUAAGGUGGUGGUGGUGCUUGCCGAGCGUAGGGGACGGCAGGCAGUGUGGUUGUGAUUACUAUACCAAGUCUUACCUCAGGUUUGAAGUAAUUGCAGACUAACCAGGUCUUCUGAGUCACUCAAAAAGGCGUCUCGGGGCUCGCAGUCCGCCCCCUACACCCUUCUGGCUGUCGAAAUUUUGGGGGUGCAACAGAGCUCAUUUCUGUAACGUAUCUUGAAUUGGGGCUCAUUCAACACUUUAAAGAAAUGCAGGGUUGGAAUGGUAACUUUAGCUCUGUGUAUUGCUGGAUAUACCCCCGCAGUUAUGCUAGCACAUAAGAAGCAAGGUGUAGAAGAAGCAUAUUUGAAGUUGUUAGAAGAUAUCUGUAGUGAGAGUACUACAGCUGUAAAGCAACUCAAGAAAGGACGGGGAGAUGGAUGAACACCUGCGGCAGCCAUAUGAGGGUCAGCUGAUCAAGUUCACCAACGUGGUGAAGGGCUGGCAGGGGCGCUGGUUCAUUCUCAAUCCGGAAAUUGGAACUCUGGAAUAUUAUCUAAGUGAGAGUGACAAACAUGAGAGGGCACGCGGCUGCAUUCAGUUGGCGGGUGCUGUCAUCUCUCCCAGUGAUGAAGAUCCCUACACCUUCACUGUGUCACCAGCUGCCGGGGAGUCUUACAAGCUACGGGCGGUGGACACCAGGGACCGCCAGAUGUGGCUGAAUAGACUCAGGGUUGUGGCCGAGAUGCACACUCGUGCUAUUGCUCAUAAUCAUCCUCCCCUGGCACCUCGGGAGCAUCGGACUGCUGCAGGAGGGGUGGGUGGGGGUGGGCAGCAGGCAGGAGCCCCGGCCCCUAUGGGUCUGGCAGUGUUGGAUGCCUUCACACAGGUAGCUGAGGUUUUAGAGGAAGCAAGAAGGCAGCACAGUGCACUUGCCACAGCUAUUGAGGACAUGCCUUCCUAUGGUACUGGCAUGAAGUGUACAGAUCCAAAUUUGCUCCUCCUGAAGGCAACAAGUCAGGCUACACUCCUGUGCCUUGACCAGUGUCUUGGAGUGUUGCGGACACAACACAUGUCUGCUCCCCACCAUCAUCCCUCCCCGCCAGUCACCAGUGUAAGGGUGGGGGGCCUGGGAGCACGUUCCUCUCCCCGCUGUUCCCCCCUCCUGGGACGCUCCCCUCGCUUCCACCGCCGCACUGCUUCGGAAGCCUCCUCGGCCUCCAUCCAGCGGCGGCGGUCCUCUCCCACUGCGUACGUACACACAGCAUGGCCCACCUCCUCACCCUCAGCCACCACACUCAAACACUUCAUCACCCGACUUGGCUCUCCGUCCCUGCGUUCGUCCUCCCCAUCAUUGAGGGCAAGAACUGCUCCACAUUCCCCAACACCUGGCUCCUCCCAGGGAUUCAGUGGCCACCCUUUAUCUGGCAUCACAGGACAACCUGUGGCAUCAUUCACUGCAGGCUCCAGCGUGUGUCAGCCACCAGGAGAGAGCCAGGGCAGUAACAACUCCUGUUCCUCAUCACUUGCUUCUGUUACCUCCACGCCUACACCACCACCAACACUACUCUCACGAACAGGGACAAGUGAAAAUGAAUCUGAGGUGAGCGAUGAGGAAGGUCCAGGUGGUGAAGGAGACCUGGGCGAGGUGGGGGAUGGGCAGCGGUCAGUCAUUAUGCACAUCAUCUCUCAGCUGCGCCUGGGCAUGGACCUCACACGAGUCACCCUUCCAACAUUCAUUCUGGAACGUCGAUCCCUCCUUGAAAUGUUUGCUGAUUUUCUUGGACAUCCAGACUACUUUGUUAGAAUUGGGGACGCCAACACCCCUGAGGAACGUAUGCAGGAGGUGGUGAAGUGGUACCUGACCAGCAUCCAUGUUGGCCGCAAUGGGUCAGUGGCCAAGAAGCCAUACAACCCUAUCAUUGGUGAGGUCUUCCACUGCAGCUGGAAGGUUCCUCGUGACAACUGCCCUGCCUUGGAUGGAGAUGAUGUCCCUGAGGGUCGGACAGACAGCAAAAAGUAUAUCACAAUCAAAUUUUCAGCUGAGCAGGUCUCACACCAUCCACCUGUGUCAGCUUUCUUCUUUGAGUGCCCUGAGAAGCAGCUAAGCAUCAAUGCCCACAUAUGGACCAAAUCAAAGUUCAUGGGCAUGUCUGUGGGUGUUAACUUAGUAGGAGACAUUACACUGGUGCUGGGGAAGGUGCGGGAGAGCUACAGUCUGGCUAUGCCUUCUGCCUAUGCUCGCAGCAUCCUCACAGAGCCCUGGGUGGAGCUGGGAGGAAGAGUGAAUAUUUCCUCACCUGAGUCUGGCUGUCAAGCUGUUAUAGUCUUCCAUACAAAGCCAUUCUAUGGAGGAAAGUUGCACCGAGUAACAGCAGAGGUCAAGAACAGCAGCAACGCGACACUGAUGAGGGUGCAGGGAGAGUGGGAUUCAGUCCUCGAGUUUACACACACUAAUGGAGGGCAAGAGGUUUUGGAUGUCAACAACAUUCCAGUUGUAUGUGCUAAGCGUGUGAGGCCACUGAGUCAACAGGCACCAAAUGAAUCACGCCGCCUGUGGCUGGAUGUGAGUGUGGCUCUGGCACGUGGUGAUGUGGAAACUGCCACCAGCCACAAACGAGCCCUGGAAGAGCAGCAGCGUAAGGAUGAGCGUGAGCGUGCAGCAUGCAACACAACCUUCCCCACACGGCUCUUCAGCUCCCCUGCUCCCGACCAUUGGGUGUACAACCACCUUCCUCUUUAUGCAUUUGUUUCCUGUCCCAGCACACCACAAAGCCAGUAAGAAGUAUUUCAUGGUUAUUUGAUCUAUGUUAGUUAUAAUACUCAAAAAAAAGAAAAAAUCAGUUUAAUGUAUUAGUGUUGUU